AUGUCGGAGCCAGCUCCAUUCAAGGUUGUUAUCAUUGGCGCUGGCCUCGCAGGUGCUUUGCUAGCCAACGGACUUCUCAAAAACAAUGUCACUUUCUCUAUUUACGAGCGAGACCCGGAGAAUAGUAAGCGAGAGGGCUAUCAGAUUCGUCUAGGAGACUCCGCGAUUACCGGCUUCAAGGCAUGUCUUGCAGAUGAGGAUUUAAAAAAGAUUAUCGAAAGAUUUGGACAGACCGCUUCGUCAGAAGGUGCAGCUCCAUGUUUGUACUCCACGAAGUUCCAGUCAAUCCUUGAUUUGACUACUUUGCCUACGUAUUCCAAAUCUUUCGCGAUCAACCGGGUAACUUGUCGAAAUUUACUUCUUGACCCGGUGAAACCGCGCGGCAAUGCUCACUACGAUAAGGCAUUCUCUACUUUUGAGAUCAUCCGUGACGCCUCUGGUGCUGAUGAGAAGGUAAAGGUUCUCUUUGCUGAUGGCACAUCUGAUGAAUGCGAUAUCCUGAUUGGGGCGGAUGGAAGCGGCUCUCGAGUAAACAAAGCACUUGGUCUGGAAAACAUAGUCAACAUUGACUCUCACUGGUCUUUCUUAUCCAAAGGAAAGCUCCCCAGGGAUCGACUCGACAAACUCCCGGCACAAGUUCAAAAGGGUCCCGUCCUGGUAUUUUCUAACGGGAUCUCAUUUUUUUAUGCUUUGUACAAACCCGCAAAGCGCGAUCAAAACCAGACGGCCAAUAACGGUGUUGAUUACGACGAGGCCGAUGCCUCGUUCUACUGGGGAUUGAAUAUCCCAAAGGUUCUAUCCAAGGAAUACGAUAAUUAUAAGGAUGUUCCGGAUCGCCUCAAGUUUUGUCUUGAAAUGAUCAAGGACUGGGCCCCUGAUUUUCAAACUCUCCUUGAGACAGGUCAAGAUGACGAGGAAUCGAGCGACAUCUAUGUUACAGCUUUGCGAGCCAGUAACAAGCCAGAUAAAAAUUGGAGAUCACAACUUCGACAGACGAGUCAUGGAGGAGAGCCAGGAAAAGGCCAUGCUCGAGUCUGGCUUUUAGGUGAUGCAGUUCACGCCAUGCAACCCAAUCGUGGCAUGGGCGGAAACCAAGCAAUGCAUGACUGCGCCGAUAUUCUCCCACAUUUGCUCGAACUGAACGAUAUAGCCUUAAGUGGAUCCUCACCGAAGACCAAGGAAAUCUCACUGGCCUGUGAUAAAUAUGAGGCUGCCAUGAUUGAGCGUUCUUUCAACUGGGUUUGGAAAAGUGGAGGAGUCUCAAUGCCGAGAAAUUCACUCGACGCGAGCAUCUUGAGCGUCAUCUUCGCCGUCAUUCGGGAGCGCGCCCGUACGCCUGCCCCCCUAUGUUCCCGAUCCUUCUCACGGCGGGAUACGCUAUCUCGCCAUGUUGCAAUACAUGGUACUGAAGCUCAAGGACUACUUGCUCGCACAAGAGGCGCUGGUGCUUGUCAAGGUUGCUCCAAAGACAAGGUGAAAUGCAGCGGCGGAAAUCCCUGUGACCGGUGUCAGGACAGAGGCCGCAAUUGUGUUCAACGAAACCGUAACCCCAAUCGACUCUCCAAUGGCCGAUUAUCUCGUCUUGAAGAUUGGCAAAACCAAGCGCAUGAGUCAGACUCUGAUGUACCAACCACCAGUAUCGUGGGCGAUGCUGUACAAAUCUCAUCGCCGGCCGGACAAUUACCAUCUGAUCACUCGAAUUUCCAAUUAAACCCGAGUACUUCUCAUGAACUGCAGGUUGGCCAAGUCGCUUUUCUGGCUAGUGACAACGUCUCAUGGGCGGGUCUGAACGUGUACGCCGACUUCCCCUGGACGCUCGACUACGCCUCUUUCUUCCCCGAAAGCUAUCCAGGGCUUGACCAUUCGGCGCUGGAAUCAGCAACUCAAUUAGAUUACUUUCCGCUCCCUUUUGUCUCAGGUGCCUUUAUUCCACAAAGCCACGAGGGUCUGUUGCGUACAGAAGAGCCUUCGACACCGGAAAGGGGGGGCUUCCGCACUGAAUCAACAGCGAGAGCAGCGUCAUGGCCUGGCAGCAACAUCAAAUUCCACCCAUCUACUCGCUGCAAAACUGAGUGA
This is a messenger RNA of Penicillium malachiteum, 2076 nucleotides long. RefSeq lists its product as uncharacterized. The transcript has 6 exons. Gene Ontology annotation, biological process: regulation of DNA-templated transcription. The coding region runs from base 1 to 2076 and encodes 691 amino acids. Lineage: Eukaryota; Fungi; Ascomycota; Eurotiomycetes; Eurotiales; Aspergillaceae. Gene Ontology annotation, molecular function: DNA-binding transcription factor activity, RNA polymerase II-specific; FAD binding; zinc ion binding. The record is from RefSeq and is a predicted model, not a curated record.